AUUGGAACAACAAUUGUAACAAAGAAAGAAAUGAUACAUGGUAAGAAAUCUCCCGCGUACGUGGAGCAGGAUAAGCUUAACCAGACAAUUAAAUCGCCGUAGUCCAAAUAAUUGAGCGGCCUCAAAUUGCUUGGCGGCUAACGUCACCACCUCCAUUUCUCUCUCCACCGUACUUCGCCAUAGCUCACCUCUCUCUCUCUCUCUCUCUUCACUUUGAUUUUCUUUCUACUGUGGGUUAAGCUCAGUGAUCUUCGUCUAUGGUGGUUGCUAUCCGCUAAAGAUGAACUCUAACCCUUCCAAUAAUCCACAAUCAACGACGCCCGCUGAUGGCUCAGCCAAGAAGGUCAGAAAGCCCUAUACUAUAACCAAGUCCAGAGAAAGCUGGACAGAGGAAGAACACGACAAAUUCCUCGAAGCUCUUCAACUGUUUGAUCGUGACUGGAAAAAAAUCGAAGAUUUUGUGGGUUCCAAGACAGUCAUUCAGAUUAGGAGUCACGCCCAGAAAUAUUUUCAGAAAGUGCAGAAGAACGGGACUCUUGCUCAUGUUCCUCCACCACGCCCGAAGCGCAAAGCUGCUCACCCUUACCCUCAAAAAGCAUCCAAAAAUGUUUUGGUUCCCCUUCAAGCUUCCUUAGCUUAUCCUUCUUCAAUGAAUCCUAUGGUGCCUGCGUAUUCACCAUGGGAUGAAGUUUCUUUGUUGAUAAGUCCCACAUCAAGUAAAAUAACAUCCCAGGAAGAAUUUGGUAAUCUUCAAGCAACUGAAGCUGAUAUUGCAUCAAAGGGGGCUGCAAGGAAUAGUAACAACAGUAUUUGUGGCAUUGCAAGCUCAAGUAGAUCAAUACUAGGUUCUGAGAUACCAAAGCAUGGGAAACAAGGUUCUGUGCUCCAUGGACCCGAUUUUGCUGAAGUUUAUAGCUUUAUUGGGAGUGUCUUUGAUCCAGACACUAAUGACCAUGUGCAGAAACUCAAGGAGAUGGAUCCCAUUAAUUUUGAGACAGUUUUAAUGUUAAUGAGAAACCUCACCUUCAACUUGUGUAACCCAGAUUUUGAGCCUAUUAGAAAGGUUAUGUCAUCGUAUGACGUCAACGCAAAAUCGAUGGGAAUUGCUAAGCAGAACUAUAAUCUGCCAGUUUGAACUACCUAGGUGUUUACAACUUGCUGACUAGUAUGUCCAACUUCUCAUCUUUUUCUCUGGUCUCGUCUUUGCCCUCCUUUUGAACUUUCGAUCCUUAAUACCAAGUUACCAUUGAUGCUAUAGCUUGUUUUGGUAUGAUAGGUAGGAUCAUGGCUCUAAAAUGUAAAUGGUGCUAGCACAGCAGGCCAUAUAUGAAACCUUUAGUUUAGAGAUGAAUGCAACCACAACAUGGGGAAAGCAUUGAAAGUGAUGCUAAAUGGAAGUGAGCACGCCCAUGAUUAGUUUUGGUGAGUUUUGUAAUCAUCUUAGUGUCUGGUGGCCAAAACAAAAAGGGAUAAUGAAAUCUUAUUGUUAUUCUGUUUAAGGCCUUCUUUAACCAGAGAAGUAUGUAUAUCGUGUAAUAUUAGUUUUGCCUUGAAAAAGAAAAAAAGCCCUUAUUUUUGUCAAUUUUCCAGGGCUUGUACCCCCUAAAGCCAUGUAAUUACAAGCAUUUAAAUAAUAAGCUUUCAUCCUUAUAAAAGUUUGAUGUUUAUUCAGCCAAAAAAGUUUGAUGUCUGCUACGGAGACUUUAAAGAACUUUAUAGGACUGUUGUAGUUCUGGAUUUGACAUAACUAUAAUCUAUUUACAAAGUAAUUAUAAAAAAGACAGUGUAGAACAUACAAUAUUUAUCAAUGAUUCAAUGUACCUUAUUUUUAAAUAA
This is a messenger RNA of Cannabis sativa, 1836 nucleotides long. RefSeq names its product protein REVEILLE 8. Bases 281 to 1135 code for a protein of 284 amino acids. The record is from RefSeq and is a predicted model, not a curated record. Gene Ontology annotation, molecular function: DNA binding. The transcript has 8 exons. NCBI's taxonomy places the organism in Eukaryota, Viridiplantae, Streptophyta, Magnoliopsida, Rosales, Cannabaceae.